Messenger RNA from Staurois parvus, 305 nucleotides. The record is from the annotation of a GenBank genome assembly. NCBI's taxonomy places the organism in Eukaryota, Metazoa, Chordata, Amphibia, Anura, Ranidae.
CACUGAUGCACACUGAUAGGCAGCACUGACAGGCACUGAUAGGUGGCACUGAUUGGCAGCACUGAUAGGUGGCACUGACUGGCAUUGAUAGAUGGCACUGACUGGCACUGAUGGGUGACACUGAAAGGCAUCUCAGAUGGGCACUGAUAUGUGGUAUUGAUGUGGCACUGAUGGGCACUGACAGGUGGCACUGCUGGGGCUACACAGAUCAUCAGAGCACACUGAUCAUCACUGUCAGCGUGACAGCUCGUGAGGAGAGAAAUGCCGAUAACCGGCAUUUCUGUUUGCAUGUGAUCAGCUGUGAU